Molecule: messenger RNA, 2622 nt
Organism: Ochlerotatus camptorhynchus
Lineage: Eukaryota; Metazoa; Arthropoda; Insecta; Diptera; Culicidae
Exons: 7
Source: RefSeq, a predicted model, not a curated record
AUGGCAAAUGUUGACUACGAUCAGCUGAACGCGCGGCUGCGCAAACGCCUGGCUCUGCUGCGUCAGCAUCAAGAUCCGGAGGAAAAAUUCCGGCUGCUGAAGCGCUAUCUGUCCCAUUUUGUGAAACUGGUACAAAUAGGACGGCACUUUGAGGCGUCCUUUGCCGAACAUUUGCGGUGUGUUGUGAUAUUUCUGAACGAUCGCCGGGACAAACCACUGGAAACGGAUGCGCUAGGGAAGAUUGUGAAAACUCUCUGCGUGAUUUGCUGCAUUACGGCUGCGCCGUAUCAAACAGUGGUGAUUGCACUGCAAGGCUUGCUGGAGAUUUUUGAAAGGAUCUCUUGCAAGGAAACGUUGCAAGUCAUUCAAUAUUGUGGGAAUCACUUAAAAAAAUUGCUUUCUCAAUUCAGGCGAUUCGGAUACUUUAAAAUACAACUGCAGUUGGUGGAAUUGGCGCACUCCGCGUCACUCUCGUUCAGCAAACAGAAUGAGCGUAAGGAAUUCGUACUCGAUCUGGGACGACAUAUUGGCGGCCCUUUAGAACAGGUUCUCGAUUGGCAGUCGUUUGCAUUGGAGCAGGAAUGUCGAGCUUUUAUCAAUGGAAUGCAGGACAAGUUCCCUCUGUUUGCGGCGUAUUCGGUUCCUGUCGAAGAUGCUCAAAUCGGAUUGUAUCAAUUCGUAAAACCGGAAGAUUCGAACGGUCUAUGGUUGGAUGUUAACUUUCAACCAGCAACCAUAAGGUUUAGCGCCCGCGUCACCCUUAUUCGCGAGAAAGACUCUUUGGAGAUGACGGUUUAUCUGGAGAUUUGCCACAGGGACGUUUCCAGAAUCGAUCUGAAAAAAGAACGCAAUUCUUGUCUGCUUUCGAUCGAGUACACAAAAAUCACCGUCGAACCGGAGGUGUUAACUGUAGACAAGAUAGGAUGCCUUACCUUCACGAUUCUGCCGUCAUUCGACUGCAGUUAUCUCACGGACGACGUUCUACCGGAAGUUCGGACGAAUGCCGACCGUAUAGAAGAUUCGGAGCAACCCUGCACAACCAAUCUCGAUGGAUUAUUGAAUGUGUCCUUACUGGAUUCGAUUGUUUCGGGACCUGCCAACAGCCUGAACGCUCAUAACAUGGAGGAUCAAUCUCCUCGAUUACGUGAUAAUCGAGAUGCAAUCGAAAAGCACCGCAAUAUCCGAUGUCAGAUGUUGGACAACACCAGCUCGAUUGGAAGCAACAAGGAAAAUGUAAAACCCCCGUCAAUUUCAGAUGUUAGGGUUGAGGUGCAGGAUGUUCAGCGUUUGCGAGUGUUUGAAACGCUCCAGCAAGACUGUCAACGUCAGCAGACAAGGCUGAGUCGUAGCUCGAGGCGAAAUUCUCCGGACAAAUGCAAUCAGAAGAACGAGCCGGUUAAUCCUCGUUUGAAUGACGGCAAGAAACGAAAACUGUUCGCUAAGCAAGCGGAACCAGAUAACUGUGAGGAGCACCCUAUCGCCAGCAAUGAUUCGCAGAUUCAACGCAGCAAAUAUGUCGACAGGAAGUUGGUGAAUACAGUGAAACCCAUCCAGACGUUGGACGUGAAACCUUUGAAAUUGAUCCAAAAUAUUGCCGAAGAAAGAAUUGAUCUUUUAAGUGAACCAUCCACAUCGGAAAUGAUGUCCAACGACGAGUUUGAUCGAACCCUUCAGGCGUUCUUCGACCAUUUGCACACAAAACUGGAAAAGAACAUCCGAAAAAUCGAUCAGGAGGUGGAACGUACUACAAAGAAAUUCUUCAAGCGUGAACCAGCUCCGGAGAAUCCUUACGAUUUCGUCAAUACGGAUGACAAUGAACAAACCGCCCGAAAAGGUGGAAAAUCCGCCGCUGGCAAAGGAAAACGAAAGUCACCGAAAACAAACGAUGGACAUGUUUCGUCGGUGAAGAAAGCCAAAAACGUUGCAAACCAGUCUCUUAGCACUAAGAACGCUAAGCCCACCUCUUCAAAAAAAGGUAAAAAGCAAACAUUUCCAAAGGCAGCAGACCCUCUAGUGCCGUCUCGAGCUUCACUACCUCGCGCUAAGAAGCCUGAUCGUAUCAUCGACUUGGCAUCAGAUUCGGAAGAGGAAGCUGUUGUGAUUGGGAAUACCUUCCAGAACCUGGACAUCUCUUCGAUUGUUCGAGAUCCAGCCAAGCCGAAGAACCCCGUUGCCCAGCAGCUAUUUGCCAAUUCAACACCGGUCGGGGGAGCAAAAAGCAAGAAGCGUUCGAUUGAUCACAUAGUAGAUGCACAGCAGAAACAGGAAAAGGUGGCCAAGAAACAGCGUGUUCCUCUGUUGGAAAUCAAUGCUAACAAUAGCACUAUUGUAACGCGACGGAAUUACAAGAAGAGUUCAACUCCGAGUGCUCUACAGCAGACGGCGGCCGCUUUGAUCGAGCAGGAAAAGUACAAAGCACAAUCUCUGCAAACUUCAUCGUCUAUUUCGGACCACAGUGUGCGUACUGAAAUUUCCAUGGAGUUUCCGGGCGCCCAUAACCAGUUACCUAUGGAACCGCCUACAUUGACGGAAGCCAUGAUUCGCCAGUACCAAAGCUUCGAUAGCGAUGAACCGAUUUCACAGUCCCUCGAAGUCAAUCCAAGUCCUCUGCCCGUCCCGGCG